Molecule: messenger RNA, 3605 nt
Organism: Pungitius pungitius (ninespine stickleback)
Lineage: Eukaryota; Metazoa; Chordata; Actinopteri; Perciformes; Gasterosteidae
Product: afadin
Exons: 22
Coding region: 43-3603 (1186 amino acids)
Biological process (GO): signal transduction; regulation of protein localization
Cellular component (GO): adherens junction
Molecular function (GO): cell adhesion molecule binding
Source: RefSeq, a predicted model, not a curated record
AGCAGCCAGUCGGAAAGACAUUUUGAGGUUAAUUGGUGAAAAAUGCCGGAGGAGGCAGAACGGGAGAAAUUAGCCAAAGUCAUCAGACAGUGGAACAACAACAGAUUGGAUUUGUUUGAAAUAAGUCAACCUGAUGAGAACCUGGAGUUUCAUGGAGUGAUGCGCUUCUGCUUUGAGGAUCGUGUUGGAGGAAAUGUGGCCACUAAGUGUCUGCGUGUCUGCAGCAACUCUUCGACUCAAGAGGUCAUUGACACUCUGUCAGAGAAGUUCAGGCCUGACAUGAAGAUGCUGACAAAUAGUUAUUCCCUGUAUGAGAUCCACGCUAAUAAAGAACGUAAACUGGAUCUGGACAAGAGGCCACUGGUUGUACAGUUGAACUGGACCACAGACAACAGAGAAGGACGUUUUGUGCUCAAGAAGGUCAACGAGAGUUUGAAGGUACCACUUAAACAAAUAAUUCAGCCUGAAAACUGUCACGAGAAGGAAAAGGGAGGUGUGAUCCAAAGCUUCAAGCGGACACUCUCAAGAAAAGACAAAAAGAAAGAAAAGAACAAAACCAAAGCAACUGACACGUUUUCAGAUGAUGAGAAUCGGUCAACUGAAAAGCUCCCGAACAACAAGAGCAAUAACAAUGAGGGAAAAGAGAGCUGCACAGAAAACCCACAGCUUCUUUGGCCAGAUGCCGUAGAGGGAAAGCACACAGACAAUAUUUAUCGGGAUUCUUCAGACCAACCUGGAUUGCCAAUUGGAAUUCAGUUCAGCGAUAGCUCCGAAGGAGCCUUCCUGUCUGCAGUCAUCAAUUACACCAACAGCUCCACAGUUCAUUUUAAGCUCUCCCCGGCAUACAUCCUCUACGCCGUGACACGCUUCGCUCUGCAGCGCCAUGACAGGCGUGGCACAGCACUCUGCGGCCACGGCGUCACUUUGACAACAAGUAAAAUGUUGGCCAUGACAUCAAAGGUCAUCGAGAGGCAGCAGGCCAUAGCCGGCGCCCUCGCCUUCUGGAUGGCCAACUCCUCCGAGCUGCUCAACUUCCUCAAGCAUGACCAAGACCUCAGCGUGUUCACCCAGCAAAGUCAGCUGGACCUGUCCCACCUGGUGCACAAAGCGUACAGUUGCCUCCUCCUCUGUCUUCAGAAUGACUUGAGGAAACACCUGCCCACGUUUUUGAUUGAUCCCGAGCAGCAUGGAGCCCUGCCAGCUGGCAUAGAAAUGGUGCUGAACACCCUGAUGAACGCCAUGUCCCUCUUACGCCGCUGCCGGGUCAACCCCGCCUUAACCAUCCAGCUCUUCUCCCAGCUCUUCCACUUUGUCAGUGUCUGGCUCUUCAACCAGCUCAUGAGCCCAGAGGCCAACACUCCGGGCCUGCGCUCCCACUACUGGGGAGCUGCUCUCCGCCAGAGGCUCGCGGCCAUCGAAGCCUGGGCGGAGAGGCAGGGCCUGGAGCUGGCCGCCGACUGCCACCUCGGACACAUCCUCCAGGCAACCAUGCUCUUGACCAUGAACAAGUACUCAAUGCAAGACGUGAAGGCCAUCCAGAAUACCUGUUUCAAGUUGAACUCACUGCAGCUGCAGACGUUGCUAUCCGGCUACCUCUAUGCAACCAAUGAACCUCACAUUCCAACUGAUUUGAUUGAUGCCGUAGUGACGGCUGCGAAGGUCUCGGCUGAUAAACUGAUUCGGAGCGAAGGGCGGGACAUCCAGCUGGAAGAGAGCCUCGACCUCCAUCUGCCCUUCCUCCUGCCGGAGGGAGGAUACUCCUGUGACACCGUGAGAGGAAUCCCGCUGGGGCUCAGGGAAUUUUUGGAGCCAAUUUGCCGGAAAGGUCUCUGCUCUCUGACAUCCCAGCCAAACUCUACAGGUGACUGGACCGUGUACUUCAGUGAACCAACUUCCUCUGCACAGAGCACAUGUUUGGCAGCACACAGAGAGCCAGACAUUGUGAGCAUCACACUGAACAAGCCUCUGAACAGUGGGAUGGGGGUUAGCAUUGUGGCUGCCAAGGGAGUCGGCCAAGAAAACACUGGGAUUUAUAUCAAAUCCAUUGUCAAGGGAGGACCAGCUGAGAUGAACGGCACGUUAACAGCUGGGGACCAGCUGCUGAGUGUGGAUGGUCGAAGCGUGAUCGGCCUCAGCCAAGAAAGGGCAGCAGCUAUCAUGAUGCAGACGGGCCCCGUUGUGACCUUACAGGUUGCAAAGUUUGGAGCGAGCUUCCACGGCCUGGGAGCUCUACUGAGCGACCCGACGCCAGACAGGACGACAGGACUCGUGCUAAAGCGAGUUGAUCCUGGUCCGUCAGAUCGGUUCAAUGGAGGCAGCAAAAGGACGACGGACCAGAUAAUGCAGAGAAACAGACAACUGUAUCGCUCCAACCCCAACAUGAGCGUGUGUUUUCCCCCCGAGGAUGGAGAUGACCCCGUUGACCCUGUUGUCAGAGCGAACAACAUGGCUGCUGUCUCCAACCUCCACCUUUGUUCUGAUACAGUUCACAGGGAAUACUUGACACUUCCGACCCCUAAAUCCCAGGAAAAGAACGUGUCUGAAACCAGUCGACCACAGCAAACAUUGAAGGUGUCUUUGAGGCCUUUACACGGACAGUACUCCAGCAAGAGGACCUUUAUGCGCCAAGCUCUGUCCCAGGAGAACUUGUGUGUGGACAGUGGAGGCCCCCUGCUGGACAGACGGCAGCACUUUGGGGAGCCGAAGGAGCAGCAGAAGCAAACCAUGAGCCACUUCUCAUCUUUCCCGAUUCGCACAAGCGUUUCUUCUCACGACAUCCUCUCAGAUUAUUGUUCUCCCACGAAACAGCAGCAGGGCGGCCGCACAAGUGGCGCCGGUGUGUGGAGAACUCCUUUCUCACAACAUCCAACACCGACGCCUUCCAACCAGCCGACACGCAUCGACAUCCCUGUGACCAGAGCGAUGGACCCGCACACAAGUCCCCCGCUCACCACCUUCCAGAGUUCAGCUCUGCAGGCGGCCAAAACGAGCCAACCCCUUAAAGCCCACGGGGUGAAAAUCAGAGCGGAUCAUAUCUAUGCGUGUCCCAUCUCUGCAACCAGGAGGCUGCCUCAACCCGCGCCGCCCUCACAGCAGCAGAGAUGCACCCCUCACAGGGAUGCAGCUGCAAAGCCCCAAGUGAGCAUCACUCCGACUAAACAUGUCUCCUUCCAAGAAGCUCUCACUGAGCAGAAGCAGUGCACGGGUCCUGCGAAGCCCAAAGACCCACCGGACCGGUGCGACCCGUGGAGGAGGGACGCUCAGGAGAAGCUGGAGAAGCAGCAGAGGCUGCGGAUGGUGGAGCUCCUGGAGCAGGAGGUGCAAGACCUGCAGGGCAAAGCGAGGCGCACGGCCGAGGAAAACGGCCGACUGCGAAGGAUCCACCUGGAGUGGCAGUUUCAGAAGAGGCUGCAGGAGGUACAGCAGAGAGGAGAAGAUGAGGAGGAAGAUGAGGAAGAUGAGGAAUUGGACAUGAUGGUAACCAUACAGCAGCUGGAGAAAAGAGCACAGAAUAAUAGAAGCUCUUCUGGAAACCUCAACAAUGAAUUGGAAGAGUUUGAAAUGCCGGCAGAGACAAAAGCAAAGCUAGGUAAAAGUUUGUAGGU